Ustilago hordei is the source of this 1704-nucleotide messenger RNA. RefSeq names its product putative FLR1 - Putative H+ antiporter involved in multidrug resistance. The record is from RefSeq and is a predicted model, not a curated record. The coding region runs from base 1 to 1704 and encodes 567 amino acids. Lineage: Eukaryota; Fungi; Basidiomycota; Ustilaginomycetes; Ustilaginales; Ustilaginaceae. Gene Ontology annotation, molecular function: fluconazole transmembrane transporter activity. Gene Ontology annotation, biological process: xenobiotic detoxification by transmembrane export across the plasma membrane. The transcript has a single exon.
AUGCACAUCAACGAAACUGCCUUCGGCCAGUUGGCUCACAAGCUCAGCGGCGGCAUGUUCUUUGCUUACCAGGAGCUCAGCGAACAGCUCCCCGCCGGCUGGCUUCAAGACAAGUCCGUUCACCUCGACCCCGAGGCUGUCGCCGACUGGAAAUCCUGGGCAGCACGAUGGGUCAAUAGCCCCGCGACUGACCCUCUCAGCGACUCCACCCCCAACACUCUCUCUGGCGUCAAUCCCGACACCCUUGUAGGCUGGUACGGCGACAAUGAUUCUGCCAACCCUCAAAACUGGAGCUCCGCCGAGAAAGCUUUUGUCGCUGGCCUCAUCUGCCUCUACACCUUCACCGUUUACCUGGGCUCCGCCAUCUACACUCCUUCCACUAUCGGUGUGAUGCAGCAGUUCGGCGUCUCGUAUGCAGCUGCCAGUCUCGGUCUUGCUCUCUUCGUCUUCGGCUACGGCUCGGGUGCCAUGAUUUUCUCGCCCCUCUCCGAGAUCCCUGUCCUUGGACGUAACUGGAUCUACAUUAUCACCCUGUUUAUGUACCUCGCCUUCUCGAUUGGCGCUGCCGUCGCUCCCAGCUAUGGUUCGCUCAUCGUCUUUCGAUUCUUGGCAGGUUUCGUCGGCUCGCCCGCCUUGGCUACUGGUGGUGCCACGCUUCAGGACAUGUAUAGCCUUGUGAAGCUUCCUUAUGGUAUUGCUCUUUGGGCUGCUGCCGCCAGUAUGGGUCCUGCGCUCGGACCUGUCAUGGGAGGCUUUGCCGUCGAAGCAAAGACUUGGCGCUGGCCUCUCUGGAUUCAGGUCUGGUUUCUUGCACCGGUCCUGGUCGUUAUGAUCCUCAUGCUUCCUGAAACCAGCCACGCCAACAUUCUCCUUCGUAGGGCGCAGCGCUUGAGGAAAAUCACUGGUUGCACAACGCUGCGCUCGGAGGCCGAGAUCGAACAAGCCAAGCUCAGCACGCGCAAAAUCGUCGUCGAGGCGCUCAUCCGUCCCAUUCAGAUCUCCAUCCUUGAUCCUGGUACCGGAUUCAUGAAUCUGUAUGUGUCGUUAGUGUACGCUAUCUACUACAGCUUCUUCGAGAGCUUCCCCCUGGUUUACCCGGUGAGCUACGGGUUCGGUUUGGGCACGACGGGUCUUACCUUUGUCUGUGUCGUUCUGACCACGGUUAUGGGCGCUGCCGGCUACAUGUACUACAUCUACUACUACGUAGAGCCCAAAAUCCGCCAGACAGGAAAGCUACCCAUCCUCGAGUCUCGACUGAUCCCUGCCAUCCCAGCUAGCAUCAUCAUGCCCAUCGGGCUUUUAAUCUUCGGCUGGGCUUCACGAGAGUCGGUCCACUGGAUUGUGGGACUUAUUGGAUCCGGUAUCUACAGUAUCGGCUUCUACGUCUUCCUUCAGUGCGUCAUUCUCUACAUUCCUUUGGUUUACCCCAAGUACGCCGCUUCCCUGCUCGCAGCUAACGACUUCUGCAGGUCUACACUCGCGGCAGGAUUCGUCAUGUCCGGGCACCCCCUCUUCAAGAAUCUCGGCGUUGGACCUGGUGUCUCGCUCUUGGCUGGCUUGACCGUCCUCUGUGUGCCCGCUCUCUUGCUCUUGUACAAGUACGGCGAGCUUCUCAGGUCCAAGUCCAAGUUCACCGAGAAGGAACGUGCCUCGUCCUCCAGCUCCACUGUUGCGCUCGAGGAAAGCAAGGACCCCGUUGCGUGA